UGUAUGAGAUCACUCACACAGGAGACAUUAGUGAUAGUAUGAAUGGUAACAUGGACUCUUCUGACCACUCACUGCAAGACUGCAGAGAGGCUGCAUCAGUUAGAACCUGUGGAACUGUACAGGGACUAGACGAGGAGCCUUUGGUGCAGCGGGCUGAUGGAGAUUCCCCUUCCCCCUCCCCCAACGGCAAUCAUGAAGAGGAAGUGAUGACAGACAGUUGGAGAGGACACAGGAAGCAUGUGUUCGUCUUGAGCGAGGCGGGCAAGCCCAUUUACUCUCGCUAUGGCAACGAGGAAGCACUUUCCACCACAAUGGGUGUCAUGAUGGCUCUGGUUUCCUUUGUCCAGAGCAGUGACGACACCAUCCGCUCCAUCCACUCAGAUGGCCACACAGUUGUUUUCAUGCAGCAGGGUCCUUUGGUGCUUGUCCUGGUGUCCAAUAACAAGCAGUCCGAACAGCAGUUGCAUACUGAACUCCUGUACGUGCACUACCAAAUAGUCAGCAUGCUCACCCAGGCGAGCAUAACCCGUAUUUUUGAGCAGAAAAAGAACUACGACCUGCGCCGGCUGUUGACAGGAUCAGAGAGGGUUCUGGAUGGUCUACUUGACCUCAUGGACACAGACCCCAGCUUCCUGCUGUCUGCUGUGCAAUGUCUGCCCCUGCUGCCUUCCCUAAGAGACUCCAUCAGCCAGAUUUUACAGAGAGCCAUUACCCCGAACCUGGUCUUCUCCAUCCUCAUUGUCAACAACCAGCUACUCACCAUCGUCCAAGAGAGGAUGGUUCUCGAGGAUGCCAGGCUGAAGCCCACUGACCUGCUCCUGAUGCUCAACUUCAUCACGUCCUCCUCAGCAUUUCGUGGUGGUGAGAUCUGGACACCCAUCUGCCUACCCCUUUUCAACUCGGACUGCUACUUCUACGCCUACGUGGCCUAUCUGAACCCUCCUGAUUGCACAGUGUGCCUACUCCUCGUCUCCACAGACAGGGAUGCCUUCUUUGCGGUGGCGGAGUGCAAGAGGAAGAUUGAGGAAAACUUCAGGGCGCAGAAUGUGCUAGAUGUCAUUUCAAGAGCUCAGUUGUAUGAUGUCGGCCAUGUUGGCAUAUCAGAUCUGAGGCACUUCAUGUACAUGCCUUUCACCAUUCCUGACAAACACCACCAGCUCCCACAAUUCACCAGCUCGUCGAUGGAAGAGCCCUAUUUGGGUUUUGAGAGGACAAGACUGCUUGAUCUGUAUCGUCACAUUCACAGCCGGAUACACAGCCGCACACAGCCACUGAAAAUAAUCUACCAUGUUUCACAAAGAGAGGUGUUACUGGCGUGGACUACCAACAAGUUUGAGCUGUAUGCCUGCUUUAGCCCUUUUGUCACAAAGUCGUCUGCAAUCAACUCUGUCACCAAGUUAUUACGCUGGAUUAAAAAGGCAGAGGAUCGACUCUUCAUCCGUAGCCCUCCAAAGUACUCCACUGUAGCCAUUUCGAGAGUGAACUCCAGUGACGGCCGGGGAAGCUCAGACAGACAAGAGGCAUCAGACGGCAACCUGUUGUCUCUUCUAUAAACAGCUCGCCUAUAAGGUUCAACCACCAAACAGCCCUACUGCGACAUCAGAGACUUUGAGCACAAUAAAACAUCAAUUUGGUUAUGACAACCAAUAACUGAGCACGGAAUUUCAGGGGUGGUCAACCAUAAGCUAUCACAUGAGCAUCUUUUUGUGUAAUCACAAAUAGCAAAACCCAGUGUAGAAUCUUGUGGUCAUUACAAAAGUAGCCUAGUCUAUUUCAGAACAUUAGGCCUACUGUAAGAGCAUUGUUACAAAACUGCAUGCAUUGAUAAGUGAUAAGCCUCUUUAAAAACUGAGAACACUGUCUACAGGCCUGUCUUAAUUUUAUGUGGUUGUCUUG
Molecule: messenger RNA, 1896 nt
Organism: Sardina pilchardus (European sardine)
Lineage: Eukaryota; Metazoa; Chordata; Actinopteri; Clupeiformes; Clupeidae
Gene: mon1ba
Product: MON1 secretory trafficking family member Ba
Exons: 4
Coding region: 39-1553 (504 amino acids)
Biological process (GO): vesicle-mediated transport; protein targeting to vacuole
Cellular component (GO): Mon1-Ccz1 complex
Source: RefSeq, a predicted model, not a curated record